GCGCUGCCGCCGCAAAAUGGCGGCCGGGGGCCCGCCCUGACGCGAUGGCGGCGGCGGGCCUCGGGGCGCUGUUGCUGCUGCUGGCGGCGGCACCGCGGGCUGGGCAGCCCGUCUUUCAGCCUUCGUUUAUCCAUAUGUCUGGGCUAAGAGUUAACUCGGUUUUUCAUGGAAAUUCUUCGGGAGUUAAUUUUUAUAUAAUUUUAAAUCCUAUAGAUGAAGAGACAGGAAAAUUGCAAGUUUCAAAUUGCAGUGGAAGUAAAACAGAUGGUGAUUGGAAUUUGAGCGUAACACCUGGUGUGGGCACAUCCAAAGUGACCAUAAACUUGACUAGAAAUCUUCAGUUGUGUUUGCCCAAUGCCACUGACUGCUGCACGACUCCUCUCUGUGUGCUGGAAACACUUCAGGUUUUAGCAUGCCAUGACUCAGUGGUUCUGGCACAUCUCCUGAUUCAAGCUGAAAUAUAUGCCAACUCUUCCUUUACAGGAAAUGUGUCAGAAGAUGCAUCUCUCAUCCCUAACCAGGUGUUUCAGCCCUUGGGCCCUUGUCCUUGUGACUUGACAGAUGGAGCUUGUGAUGUUCGUUGUUGCUGUGAUCCGGAGUGUACACCAGAUUUGAAGCAGUUAUUCAAUGAAUCAUGUUUCACUGGAGUGUUUGGUGGGGAUGUAAACCCACCUUUUAAUCAGCUGUGCUCUACAAAGACAGAUGAAUAUACUCCUGAUUGGUUUCCCUUCCUUUGCAUACAGUCUUCUCUUAACAAUACACCGUUUCUUGGCUACUUUUAUCAUGGCUCUACUUGCAGGUCUACACCCAGAGUUCCUUCAUUUAAGAUCCCUUUACAAACGUCUCCUGCGAAAGUUUUCACUGGUUACAGUCAAGGAGAUCCAAUUGUGACAGAAGAAAAUGAGUAUUUUACCAUCCCCCAGCAAUCCAUGGCGGGGCAGUGUGUUCGAAAUGCCCCUGUGGCUUAUCUCCAUGACAUUGAUGUUAAGUGCCUCACUGAUCUAUCAUCUUACAAAGAAGGACUGCCCCACGAUGUGAGAAUAAACAGUGGUACAGGAGACUUCAUCCAACAAAAUGUGAUCUAUAGGACCAUCGCUGACACGGGCAAAUUCAUCACUCAAAGCGAAAGCCUUCCUACUACUGAGGCUUUGUGUCAAAAUGUAACCUUUGCAGAAAAUUAUACGUUCAUUUGCAAAGAUGAGAACAUAGAGGGAAUAAACGUCACAGUCUUCCUCGGACGUUUAUGUGAUGGAGAAAUACUGACACAGAGAUUCACAGCCAAAUUUAUAAGCUUGAAGAGUAAUAAUGCAGAAGAACUGUCUGGGAAUCCAGGUUAUCAAGUUGGAAAACCAGUGAGAGCUGCAAAUAUGAAUGCUUCUGAUACUUCUGGCAGCCUAAACAUUUUGCAGCCAGCUGGAAGAGGUUUAUGUGCAUCAGCAACUGAUACACCAGUUUUGUUUGGAUUAGAUUCAUUCUCUGGAUGCAUGCUAGAAGUUGGUAUUAACGAAGAUUGCACACAUCUAAGAGGAAAUGUAACUGAGAGAUUGAAUUCAUUGAUACAAGCUACUCAUGUUGGAAAGAGGAGCAAUUCAAGUUACAGUGAUGUAAAUGACUGGGUGGAAAUUAUACGUCUUGAUCCAUUUAAUCCUAAUACAAGUGUGAGCACUGGAAACUUGAAAGGCAUUUGUCCAGAUAUUCCUGCAAAUCUGAAUAUUCGCAUAAUUUUUGCAGAUGUGGGUGCAGUACAAGGGAUUCCCCGUCAAGAGAUACUCGCUGUGCAGAUCAGUUACUCGACUGUCAUAUGGCAAUUCCAGUGUGGGCUUACCUGUGAAAACACUGUCAGCUUUCUUCCCAUCACUGCUUCUGUUCAAUUCAUCAAAGUGCCAGCUCAGCCACCAAUUCCAAUGACAAGGUUUCAGAUUAAUUAUACGGAAUUUGACUGUAAUCGAAAUGAUGUGUGCUGGCCACAACUCUUUUAUCCAGUGACACAGUUCUACACAGGAGAACCCUAUUCCCAAUGUCUCGCUAAGGGCCUGUCACUGGCAUUUCUUGUUUUCCUUGCAGUAAUUUUGAGUAACCCUUGGUUUUCUAAAGUAUGGGAUAACUUCUUGAUUUAAAAAUGCUUAUGUAAAGAAAACCACUUUGUAAAUAUUUAUGGUACAUUUUGGUACAAUUUAUGGAUGGAUAUUGUAUUUUGUAGACGUUUUAUAUGAACACUUAAAAGAUGCAUGAAAUGAGUGCUCUUAGGGUGCACAGGAACUGGUUGUAUUAAUAAAAAAAAUAAAGUGAUAUAAUUUA
Oxyura jamaicensis (ruddy duck) is the source of this 2298-nucleotide messenger RNA. It is a transcript of the gene TCTN2, whose product is annotated as tectonic family member 2. Gene Ontology annotation, biological process: smoothened signaling pathway; protein localization to ciliary transition zone; cilium assembly. Gene Ontology annotation, cellular component: MKS complex. Lineage: Eukaryota; Metazoa; Chordata; Aves; Anseriformes; Anatidae. The coding region runs from base 45 to 2117 and encodes 690 amino acids. The transcript has 18 exons. The record is from RefSeq and is a predicted model, not a curated record.